AUGUUUGAAGGCCAUGACACUACUGCUUCUAGUAUGGGUUGGACAUUGUGGUGUGUAUCUUGUAAUCCAGAUAUUCAGAAGAAGAUUCACGAUGAAAUGGAUGAUAUCUUCGGCUCGUCAGAUCGCAGUUGUACAAACGAAGACCUAAAGUCAAUGAGAUAUCUUGAACAAUGCAUCAAAGAAUCUCUGAGACUUCGCCCGCCAGUACCAAACUUUACACGAAAGCUUGAGCAAGACAUAGAUCUCGAAGGAGUAGUAAUACCAAAGGGUUGCUCGAUAAUGAUCACACCUGCUAUGAUUCAUGCUAAUCCACAGGUUAGUUACCGUUCCUGA
Messenger RNA from Cooperia oncophora, 333 nucleotides. The record is from the annotation of a GenBank genome assembly. Lineage: Eukaryota; Metazoa; Nematoda; Chromadorea; Rhabditida; Trichostrongylidae.